Carya illinoinensis is the source of this 378-nucleotide messenger RNA. RefSeq lists its product as uncharacterized. Lineage: Eukaryota; Viridiplantae; Streptophyta; Magnoliopsida; Fagales; Juglandaceae. Bases 1 to 378 code for a protein of 125 amino acids. The record is from RefSeq and is a predicted model, not a curated record. The transcript is spliced from 3 exons.
AUGGUUGAACUUGAAAAAGUCUUCAUAAAGGAAGAGGUUGUUGAGGCUCUAAAACAAAUGGCCCCUUUAAAGUCUCCAAGACUAGAUGGUUAUGGAGCAUGCUUUUAUCAGGCUUAUUGGAGUAUUGUGGGAGAAGAGGUAGUAUUGGAGAAGAUGGGGUUUGCGAAAAGGUGGAUUAAUUUGAUGAUGAAAUGUGUGUCAUCUAUGAAUUAUUCUGUGUUAGUUAAUGCUUUGAUUAAUGUAGCUGAGAGGAUAGGGUUGUUAAGAGGGGUUGUUGUUUCUAGAGGGGGCACUAAAAUUAGUUAUCUACUUUUUGCAGAUGACUGUGUCAUCUAUGGGAUGGCCAAGCUAUCUGAAUGGCAGCAAAUACAAAGUUGA